UGAGGUUUUCUUACAACAAGGAAUCUAGCAGCAGUUUAUUUGGUGAAAGAAAGGAGCUCUUGCUUGUCACCAAGGAAGUUUUGUGUUUCUAUUAUAACUAAAUUUUCUGGGAAGAUUCGUCAUCCUCCCCUUGAAAGGCAAAGGGGCUCACUGUACUGUUUUCCAACUCCUGAACCAUGAGGCGAUAUAUGGUAUCUCAUGCCUGGCAAAUCCUGAAAAAAGAACUGGGGCUGUACCAGCUUGUCAGGGAUAUCAUCAUGAUGAUCCGAGUGUGCAAGAUGUUCCGCCAAGGCCUCCGGGGCUUCCGGGAGUAUCAGAUCAUCGAAGCCGCUCAUCGAAAGCACCCGUUCUUCUCCUUCUGGGAUAAAAAGAAGCAAGGGAGGAUUACCUUUGAUACUCGGGACCUGGCUGCAGAGGAGGGUCACUUCCCUCCGAGAGCCAUUAAGAUCACACGAAAGAAGCCUUCCUGGAGGACUGAGAAGGAAGUCCAGACUCUCCUUAAAAUCAUGCAGGUCCUUGACAGCUUCCGGAACUUCACCGAGUCCCUGCAGGUGCUCCUGGCCAAGAUCAUGCGCUUUGAACGCUUCAGUCGCCGGCGUGUGAUCAUCAAGAAGGACCGGAGGGGCAACAGUUUUUACUUUGUCUACAUGGGCACAGUGGCACUCACUGAAGACGAGGAUGGCAGCAGUGCCUUCCUGGACCCCCACCCAACACUGCUGUGCAAGGGCAGUUCCUUCGGGGAAAUGGGCUUUCUGAACUCUUCUCUGUCGAGGAACACCGUGGUCUGCAUGGAAGAGACAGAGUUCUUGGUUGUUGACCGGGAGGACAUGGACACUAACCAACUGGGUGAAGAAAUUCAGAAGGCUGCUCAGUACCGGUUUGAUUUUUUUAGGGCGAUGGAGCUGUUUGAGUCCUGGGACGAUGAGAAGCUCUGGCAUCUUGUGACUCUGGGGAAGGUGGUGAAGUUCGCGUACAGGGAGCUCAUCUGCAGAGAUGUCAUUGAGUCGGCCUGCAUCCUGUUCCUCUGCAAGGGCAGCUGCGAAGUCCUGAGGCUGGUAGACCUUGCCGACUCCCCAUCCUACUGCAUGUGGGUCUGGCAGCAGCUGGGAUUGAUAGAGGACAAGCCUCUUGGGAGCCAUCUUAUAGCAGAAUCCUCUCCUGCGAGGAGGUUCAAGGAAUUCCAGAUCAAAUCAUAUCCUCUCCAGGACUUCAGUUCUCUGAAGCUUCUACACCUGCAGCAUGCCAGAGAGCAGCAGAAGCCCAACCUAGGUGGGAAGCUCCAGGCCCCAGGAAGCAGUCUCCCAAAGAUGAUGGGCCCAAAGAUCAAGUCCAGGGAUACUCAUAUGAUCAAAUGUCCCAUGAUCAAUACCAAGUUUGGUGAACUCCCGAAAGAGGCAGCAGUGGGUGCCUACAUCAGGGUCCACACCGUGGAACAAGGAGAGAUUGUGGGCUUGUACCAGGCCUUCCUCCCGGAGAACCAGCGAGACCCGCGGCCCUUGGCCCUCGUGAGUCUGGGCGCCGAGGUCAUAGAGAUGAAGAAGGACAAGUUUUGCGCCCUGAUUGGCGACGACGAAGAGUUCAGAGAGAAGCUGACGAGCAUGGAGAUUGAGUACCCCAGUGAUGAAGAGAUGUGCCAAAGGUUCCUCCUGGAGAACAGCUGGAACAUCUUCCGGAAGGACCUGGUGCAGCUGCUGCUGAAGAGUCGCCAAAACCCACCGUUCACCCCAAUCCAGCCCAAGAAGAAACAGAUCUACCACCCUAAGUCCAUGAUACUGGACUUAUGUAGCAUCGAAAAGAAGAAAAAAGCACCCCAUCCCAUCGUCAUGGCACCCCAGAAGUCGCUCCCCCCACUGAGGAUUGUACAUGCCAUUGUUGCACCGCGGCACAAGAUCCAAGAAGUGCUGCCUCAGUUUAAGAAUGAUGGGGUCCUCAUUUAGAACCAAUAAAGGAAGUUGGUUCGACCAC
Messenger RNA from Ochotona princeps (American pika), 1965 nucleotides. It is a transcript of the gene CNBD2, whose product is annotated as cyclic nucleotide binding domain containing 2. The record is from RefSeq and is a predicted model, not a curated record. Lineage: Eukaryota; Metazoa; Chordata; Mammalia; Lagomorpha; Ochotonidae. Gene Ontology annotation, biological process: spermatogenesis. Bases 177 to 1937 code for a protein of 586 amino acids. The transcript has 12 exons. Gene Ontology annotation, molecular function: cAMP binding.